This is a messenger RNA of Trichoderma asperellum CBS 433.97, 1311 nucleotides long. RefSeq lists its product as uncharacterized. Lineage: Eukaryota; Fungi; Ascomycota; Sordariomycetes; Hypocreales; Hypocreaceae. The record is from RefSeq and is a predicted model, not a curated record. Gene Ontology annotation, molecular function: RNA binding. Gene Ontology annotation, biological process: mRNA processing; regulation of mRNA splicing, via spliceosome. Gene Ontology annotation, cellular component: spliceosomal complex.
AUGGCUUCAGCAGGAGAUGCUCGGCUCAUGAAGUCGACAAAAUUUCCAGCCGAGUUUAGCCAGAAGGUUGACAUGCAAAAGGUCAACCUCCAGGUUAUAAAAAAAUGGAUUGCUAACAGAAUCUCCGAAAUACUGGGAAAUGAAGAUGAUGUCGUGAUCGAGCUGUGCUUCAAUUUGAUUGAUGGACCCAGACAUCCCGAUAUAAAAUCGCUUCAGAUACAGCUUACGGGAUUUUUGGACAAAGAUACUGCACCAUUUUGCAAGGAGUUAUGGAAAUUGCUAUUAAGCGCUCAGGGCAACCCGCAGGGUGUGCCCAAAGAACUGCUAGAGGCUAAGAAGCUUGAGUUGAUGCAGGAAAAGAUUGAAGCGGAUAGAGCUGCUGAGAAUGCCAGAAAGCGCCGCGAAGACUCCGACCGUCGUGACCGAGAAGUUACAGAGCUAAAAGAUCGAGAUCGCCGAGACCGAGCAAAUGAGAGGGGCGGUCGGCCAGGCCGCCGUGGAGAUCGAGCUUCUGAAGGCCGUGGAAGAGGAGGUCAUAGUUGGAAUGCAAACAGAUCACGUUCUCCCGAACCUCGACACCGUGCUUCUGGGGACUCGUAUCGUCGGGAUAGCUAUGUGCCUCCAAAUCGCAGCGGCCGGGGGCGUGAUCGUGGCUGGGCGCGACGGCGAAGUCGCUCGCCAUCUGAGUCAGCGUCUGACCGAUCGCGCUCUCGAAGCAGCAGCAUGUCUCGCAGCGACCGGGGCUCUAGGAGCCCUCCACGGCGCAAAGGCGGCCCCGGUCGAUACAGAGACUCAAGAAAAAGAUCUAGGUCCCCUCGCGGAGAUGCUUAUCGGCCAAGGCGGCAAUCACGCAACGGUAGAGAUCGUCGUGAUGCUCGAAAUCGACGCUCAGCUUCUUCAGAACGCGCCUCACCGCCACCAAAGCGAAGACGGCAGUCUACCUCUAGAAGUCGAUCGGUCGAGCGCAGGAGACGCUACUCGGCGACGCCAUCCUCUCGCUCGCGCAGUCCUUCAGAAGCGCGUAGCCGCAGCCCCGUUCGCCGCCGUAAUCGAUCCGUGGAUAGCCUCCGAUCAAAUUCGCCCCCGAAGCGCCGACAAGAACGCCGAAGAGGUGAUGGUGCUGAUGAAUCCGAUAAUGACAACGGACGCCGCCGCCGCAAUAAUCGUCGCCGUAAAGACAACGACGCCUUGACAAAGGGCAAGGAAUCUGAAAGGCUGAGACGCAAUAGCUCUUCUGCGCCCUCGUCUCCGUCUAAUCAUGGCAAGUCAGCUGAUACUUUGGAAGAUGAAUCGCGUGCUCCGAAUCCUUAG